AUGACGACGCCCAACGACGCCAAGAACUACGUCAACGACGCGGGGCAGAUCCAGUGGGGUGCCAUCCCGCUCAACGCUGCCCUCGACAAGCUCAAGGCGACCCGCGAGGGUCUCUCGACCGCGGAGGCCGAGAAGCGCCUCAUCGAGCACGGCCCCAACGCCUUGCCCAAGAACGAGGUCAACCGCCUCAUGGUCUUCCUCGGCUUCAUGUGGAACCCGCUCUCGUGGGCCAUGGAGGUCGCCGCCGUCCUCUCCAUU
This is a messenger RNA of Saprolegnia parasitica CBS 223.65, 258 nucleotides long. RefSeq lists its product as hypothetical. NCBI's taxonomy places the organism in Eukaryota, Oomycota, Saprolegniomycetes, Saprolegniales, Saprolegniaceae. The annotation marks the transcript as partial. The record is from RefSeq and is a predicted model, not a curated record. Gene Ontology annotation, cellular component: plasma membrane. Gene Ontology annotation, molecular function: P-type proton-exporting transporter activity. Gene Ontology annotation, biological process: proton transmembrane transport; regulation of intracellular pH. The transcript has a single exon.